Messenger RNA from Musca domestica (house fly), 3357 nucleotides. RefSeq names its product nuclear exosome regulator NRDE2. The coding region runs from base 305 to 3256 and encodes 983 amino acids. The record is from RefSeq and is a predicted model, not a curated record. Gene Ontology annotation, cellular component: catalytic step 2 spliceosome. Gene Ontology annotation, molecular function: protein binding. Gene Ontology annotation, biological process: negative regulation of RNA catabolic process; regulatory ncRNA-mediated post-transcriptional gene silencing. NCBI's taxonomy places the organism in Eukaryota, Metazoa, Arthropoda, Insecta, Diptera, Muscidae. The transcript is spliced from 3 exons.
UGUUUUGUUAAAAAGUCAGUACUUUUUGGUCAAGAAAACCAUAUUCAUUUUUUUCAUUUAAAGGCCACCUUAAUGUUUAGCAGCAUUACCCAAAUACUUAAAUGCUAACUUUUAGCCGCUGUUACUCAUUACUUGGCCAUCUUAAUGCUUAGCAGCAUUACCCAAAUACUUAAAUGAAAGGUGGCAUUUUGGACAUGACAACUUUGCAUAUAUUUCAUAAGAGCAUUUGGUACGAAACUCCAUUAUUACAUCAGUCUUAAAAUAUAUUUCUAGACAUACACAUUUUGUUGGGAAAAUAUAAAAGAUGUCUCUCUUUCCCGCUUACUCUGAAGAAAAUGCAAUAAUACCUGAAACCAACACAGAUCAACCCGCAACAUCUGGAUGGCUAGAGAACACGAGUUUUCCGCUCGAUGUCAUUAAAUUCACAGCACCUCAAGGUACACCAAAUAAUGUAAUAGACGAUUACAGUACAUCAAACAGUGAUUCCUCGGUACUCUCCCACUCUGAUAGUGGAGAUAGCAAUGGCGAGCGUGAACAUAAAAAAAGAAAAAAGGACAAGAAAGCCAAAUCGAAGAAGAAAGCAAAACACAAAACGAGUUCCAGACCGGCAUCACCUGUGCCUACAUUCGAACCACUAUUAGAUUUUACAGGCAAAGAAGAAUUUUAUGUGGACAAAAAUAAAGCAAAACAAUACAACUCGAUAAAAACUUUACACAAACCAGCUUGCCCGAGAUAUCGUGUAAACCAUUACACAUUGGGGCGUGCCUAUGGCCCUGUUGGAAAAGUCAAGUCAAAACGUUAUUACCACUGCACAAAAUAUUUAGACAAUGUGGAGAAAAACGAUAAUGACAACUAUCCACUUACAGAAAAUGAGUACACAUCAAAAAUGAGCGACCUCAAUAGGAAAACAAUGGAAAAUUGUAGGGAAAUUCAAAAUUGGCUAGACCUGAUUGCACUACAAGAUCGUAAUCCCUACAAGUGGUCACGUCUGAGAAUUGCCGAAAAGAAAAUAGACUACAUCGAGAAGGCUUUGAAUUUCCAUCCAUUCCAUAAAGAUUUAUACUCGGUAUACAUUGAGACCAUUACACAGUGCUAUACUUCUCACGACGUUAGUAAAAUGCUAGAUUCUUUGCUGGCCAAGGAUCCGCAUAGUUUAAUUUUAUGGCAAGCUCAAAUUAUGUGUACCCAAGGAACAAUGGCCAGGUGUACGGUGCCCGAUGUAUUAAGAAUCUAUGAACGUUGCUUGAAAAAGAUGUUUCACAGUCCCAAAUCUCAACAAAUUACGGCCAGUGAUCAGGUGAUGAUGCAGCUGUUUUACGCAUGUGCCCUAUUUUUACGUCAAUCCGGCUUGUAUGAACAAUUCCUUUCAUUAAUUAAACUUUCUGUGGAAUUAAAUGUGCCUGCUAAUAGCUGUAUACUGGAAGAUUUGCAGCCCCGCGAGCAGGACGAGCAAACAUGUGUCGAGUACGAAGAAUUGAUUUUACAGUCCGGUCUGCCUAUGAACGAAAUUUGGUUGCGUAUUGAAAAGCUUAGGCAGGGCUUCUUUUUCUUACCAUUUCCCGGUGAGAGUACAAAGUGCAGUGACCCCCAAAGAAUUGUCUUUAACGAAGAUGUUUGUCAUUAUGUAUAUCCUUUACAAUCUACGGACAAUUGUCUUAAAAUGCUACUUUUAAUUGUAAAGCUGUUAAAGGUGCCAUUUAUAGGCAGUCAUUGUUUAGCUAUGCAAUUGGAAGGAGAAACUGACGCUAUUGAAGAUUUGCUAGCUCUCUACAUCAAUCCGAAUUAUAACUUAUCUCUGGAUCAUAAGGAAUUCUUCGAAAGUCUUUACGACCUUUCUAAAGAGAUGGCAUGUAAUCCGAGUUUCUUGAACCACUGUAUCGGCCAUGACAUUUAUUCAGAAUGUUUGCAAAAGUUUCUCAUAAAUUGUGCCAAAGCCUAUGAACAAAUUGACGAUAGAAAACGAUUACUGUUUCUGAUUUUAUGGUCUCGAUUUCAAUGUCUAUUGUUAAAAUUAGCAAAAAUUAGUAAGAAAAUAAGCACUGAUUUUGUUAAAAAUGGAAGAAAACUUUUCAAAUCACUGCUAAAGCUGCCCAAUAAUCGUAAUUGCCUGUCGCUCUAUGUUGAGUUUGCUCGUUAUGAAUAUGCUGCCGACUCUCCGUUGGAAACCGUUGAGAAUAUAUUUAAAAAUCUAAUAUCGGUCUACAACCAAGACGAUAACACAAAUUCCGAAUUGGCUUAUGUAUAUUUAACGUACGGCGAGAUACUUAUCAACUCUAAAAACAUCGAGAGAAUCAGCAGUCUAUUUUCGGCAUAUGUGCUCGCUUGUGAUGUUAGCCAAAUAACAAGUGCUAAAAAGCUGAUUGGCGUUAAUACGUUGAAGGAAAAAUUAGAGAACUUAAUCAAAAUUGAAGAAAAUGUAAAUAUAAUGUUGCUGGAACAAUAUAUACUGCCUGAUAACACGGUAACGCAGGUUAAAAUUUACACGCUUUUGCUUUAUGCACUGCAGCAGAAACAACAAGCAUUGGAAUAUAUUCAAAAACUAUUGGCUAGGUUCAGUAGUGGCGAUAAUCCCAGACAUCAAUAUCUAAGGGAACAAUUUUACGAAAUUCUUGUGAACCUAUUGCAGAUGCCCGGAGGCAAUAGUUAUGUAUCGAACACUUUUAUACAAAAGAGCAUUGAACGGGCUCUCAGCGAGUACCCAAGCAAUCUACUUCUACUACAAAAAUGGGGUUGCCAAACAUCCCUGCCUUGGUUUAAACUACGUCGGGGAUAUCUAGCCAUUGGAACCUCGAUUAAAUCGAUUAUAUUUCUCAUUGCUUUGGCUCGUUGCCGGUUUAUUAAUAGUUUAUCCGAUAUAAAGGGAGGCGAUUCGAGCAAUACGUUAUCGGCAGUAGAUUUGCAUUAUCAGGAAAUGAUAGUUCGCCAACGUAUUUUAAACCUUUUCAAAAUGAUCGUACAUCUUCAGAGCACAAAUACAACACCGUGUUCUGUGCAGUCGUCACUGUUGUCAUUGCGACGGAACUCAUUAUUUUGGCGAUGUUAUUUGAGAUGUUUGUCCGAUCAGAGCUGUUCCUUUGAGUUGAGCAAGCAAUGCUUAUUAACCGCUCUAGAUGAGUGCCCCUGGAGCAAAGCCUUAUAUCUAGACGGUGCAACGUUUGUGCCCCAAGAGCUAUCACACCUGCAAGAUUUAAUCAUUGAGAAACAAUUGCGAAUCUAUGCACUACCAGAAGAAUUAGAAAUCUUAAGAGAACGUUAAGUAUUUUUGUACAAUAUAUUGUGAAUUAAAAAUAAUUUUGUAUAUAAAAAUAAUUUUAAAUAAAAUAUUUUUGAGCAUGUCAAAAAGUUCGAAAAAUUAAC